ACCCUUGGGUGUGCUCAGCGCAGGAACAUCCCACGGUUUGUCAGUGGGCAGCUGCACAAUGACAAGAGCCUUGUUUUCUUUUUUGUUCCAAACUUGGAAAAAAGUGCAACAAUAAUGGAGGAUAUCGUUGCUGCAAUUUGUGCCGUUUAUGGCGUUGGUUAUUCCAGCUAUUACCUGACUAACCUGGGACGUCACCUGAGACGUGUGCUCAGAACUGCCAUAAAAGAGAGUCAAGAAGCAGCAGAAGACUCUCCUCUGGCUCUCGCAACUACUGGAGUGGAGGCCAAAUAUAAGCAAAAUGACCGCAGGACACCAGCUCUGGUCACACCACAGUCUGAAUAUUCCGAGGCGGGCCCUGAACCAACAGAAGACUAUCCACUGACUCCCUCAGCUCCUGGAGAAGAUGCCAAGGAAGAAGAAAUUGACCAGAAGUCUUCAGCUGUGGUCACACCACAGGCUGAAUAUUCUGAGCAGAUUUCAGAACCAACACAAGACUAUCCGCUGACUCCCUCAGUUCCUGGAGAAGAGGCCAAAGAGGAGGAAACUGAGGGCAAGUCUUCAGCUGUGGAGACACCACGGUCUGAAUAUCCUGAGGCGACUCCAGAGCCAACAGAAGACUAUCCGCUGACUCUCUCAGCUCUUGGACAAGAGGCCAAAGAGGAGGAAACUGAGCGCAAGUCUUCAGCUGUGGUGACACCACAGUCUGAAUAUUCCAAGGCGAGUCCAGAACCUACAGAAGACUAUCCACUGACUCCCUCAGCUCCUGGAGAAGAGGCCAAAGAGGAGGAAAUUGAGCACAAGUCUUCAGCUGUGGAGACACCACAGUCUGAAUAUCCUGAGGCGAGUCCAGAACCAACACAAGACUAUCCACUGACUCCCUCAGCUCCUGGAGAAGAGGCCAAAGAGGAGGAAAUUGAGCGCAAGUCUUCAGCUGUGGAGACACCACAGUCUGAAUAUCCUGAGGCGAGUCCAGAACCAACAGAAGAUUAUCCACUGACUCCGUCAGCUCCUGGAGAAGAGGCCAAAGAGGAGGAAAUUGAGCGCAUGUCUUCAGCUGUGGAGACACCACAGUCUGAAUAUCCUGAGGCGAGUCCAGAACAAACAGAAGACUAUCCACUGACUCCCUCAGCUCCAGGAGAAGAAGCCAAAGAGGAAGAAAUUGAGCGCAAAUCUUCAGCUGUGGAGACACCACAGUCUGAAUACCCUGAGGCGAGUCCAGAACAAACAGAAGACUAUCCACUGACUCCCUCAGCUCCAGGAGAAGAAGCCAAAGAGGAAGAAAUUGAGCGCAAAUCUUCAGCUGUGGAGACACCACAGUCUGAAUACCCUGAGGCGAGUCCAGAACCUACAGAAGACUAUCCGCUGACUCCCUCAGCUCCUGGGGAAGAGGCCAAAGAGGAGGAAAUUGAGGACAAGUCUUCAGCUGUGGAGACACCACAGUCUGAAUAUUCUGAGGCAAGCCCAAAACCAGCAGCAGACUAUGCCCUAACUCUCUCAGCUUCUGGAGAGGAGGCCAAAGAAGAGGAAAUUGACCUCAAGCCUUCAGAUGUGGUGACACCACUGUCUGAAUAUUCUGAGGCGAGUCCAGAACCAACACAAGACUAUCCACUGACUCCCUCAGCUCCAGGAGAAGAGGCCAAAGAGGAGGAAAUUGAGCGCAAGUCUUCAGCUGUGGAGACACCACAGUCUGAAUAUCCUGAGGCGAGUCCAGAACCAACAGAAGACUAUCCGCUGACUCCCUCAGCUCCUGGAGAAGAGGCCAAAGAGGAGGAAAUUGAGCGCAAGUCUUCAGCUGUGGAGACACCACAGUCUGAAUAUCCUGAGGCGGCCCUUCUAGAGAAAGAGCAUGAGCAGAUGGCUUUAGAAGAGGUGCCAUGCCAGCCUCAGGGAGAGCUAUUCCUAGCCCAGGAGCAGGAAGAGCAGCUCAGGCAGCAGGUGGAAGAACAACAAGAGAAUGGCCAGAACAUCAAGGCAGAGCCACAAGCAGAGCUACCCGAAGCUCGGAUUCCCAUCAUGGCAGUGAAGAGAAAGCACAAGGAGGGCAUGAGAGGCAAUGAGGAGAUGCAUCUCCAUCCACAGAGAGGCGAUCAACAAAAGCAGGUGAGUGCAAGAGUGGCAGACACUAGAUUUAAGAAACAUUUCUCUGGUUUUUUGCAGAACCUCAAGGACCAGCUGGAUGCAGAACUGCAGGAAACUGAGGCUAAGAUGAAGGAAAAGGAGAAGAGGCUGGAGGAAGAAAUAAAAAUUAUCAGAGAGAAAUGUAAUCCUCUGCUUCAAGCUGUAGAAAAGCAAGUGGAAGUGUUGACAUCUCACCUGCCAGCCUGCAAAGACUUUCAGCAAAAGACUGGAAACAAACAGCCCCGUUUUCAUUGUGACACAUGGGAGCGAUCCCAAUUGGAGAUGCUGCAGCCUGAGAAGAGGAGCCUGGGCAGUUUGUUCAUCUCCAGCACUGACCUGGCUGCUGCUCAGCAACAGGAGACUGAGGAGGAGUACUUGGAGCUACUGAAGAAAACAGUGAACAUGGAAAAUCUUGUGACAAAAUACACUGAACUGGAAAACAUUGGCAGUGGGGCCUUUGGAGAGGUUUGUAGAGCAUUCGACAAUGUCAGAAGAAGAGAGGUGGCCAUAAAGAAAAUAAACCUCCAUGGACUGAGGAUGGAGGAACUAAAAGUCACUGAACUCAUGGUCAUGAGGAAGAAUAGGAGUCCCAACCUGGUCAACUGUUUUGACUGCUACCUUGUGUAUCAGGAGCUCUGGCUGGUUAUGGAGUACAUGGAUGGAGGCACUCUGAGUGAUGUCAUCAGCCAGACCUACCUGUCUGAAGAUGAGAUGGCAGCUGUCAGUCUGCAGUGCCUACAAGGACUGGAUUUUCUUCAUGUAAAUCACGUGAUCCAUCAAAAUGUGAAAAGCAGCAACAUCCUCCUCAGAACUGAUGGCUCUGUCAAGCUGGCUGAUUUUGACCUAUUUGCUCAACUCACCCCUGAAGAGAGUAGACAGAGCUCAGUGGCUCUCACUUCUGGGUGGAUGGCACCUGAAGUCAUGGCAGGUCAACCAUAUGGCCCCAAAGUGGAUAUAUGGUCUCUUGGAAUUGUGGGCAUUGAAAUGGUGGAACAAGAAGUUCCUUACUGGAAUGAAACUUCUGUCUGGGCUCAACUCCUGACAGGCACAGGAGGGACCCCAAAGCUGCGGCAGCCCAACCUCUUCUCACCUCGGCUGCAGGACUUCCUGAGCUGCUGCCUGGAGACAGACGAGGCACAGCGCUGGUCUGCCAAAGAGCUCCUGCAGAUGUCACACUAUGAAAAAGAUUUAAUGAAAUUAAGGUUAGAACUGGAGAGAGGAGAGGCUCUUCGUCGAGUUCUGGAGAGUGAAAUGUCCUUUGCUAGAAAAGAUGUUCAGGUGCAGAUGUAUUCUGCAGAGGAUGAGAUAUGUGAUGCAAAAGCCAAGCUUUUGGAACUGCAAGCACGCAGCAGUGAGCCCAGACAGCACACUGUUACAAACGGAUCAGAAGAAUCCGUUUGGUUUUCGUUUCCACACGAAGAAAACGUUACACCUCGUGGUCCUGCUCCUGAUGUACGCUGGAGACCAUCUAGACACAGAUACUGCCCUUACCCAGGAUCUGACGUAUCCUCUGGGGGGACACUCUAUGUAACCUGCCCUACGCCUGGAACCAACACAGCCUCUGUACACUGGGGACAGCCUAGAUACAGAAGUUACAUUGCGUCUGGAAGCAACACAGCCUCUGAAUCUGUUCCGAGUUACUUCAUACCCCGAGGAAUCAGCACUCCUCUUUGUCCUGAUGUUCCAGCAAGUUGGAGAGACCUUAGUGAUGACGUUAUUCCGUCAAGUUGGAGAAACCUAAGUGAUGAAGUUUUUACUCCUGCAAGACCGAUUAGUGAUGAAGUUUUUACCCCAGGGAGACCAAUUAGUGAUGAAGUUUUUACCCCUGGGAGACCGAUUAGUGAUGAAGUUUUUACCCCUGGGAGACCGAUUAGUGAUGGAGUUUUUAUCCCUGGGACACAGCUUAGUGAUGAAGUUUUUACUCCUGCAAGACCGAUUAGUGAUGAAGUUUUUACUCCUGGGAGACCGAUUAGUGAUGAAGUUUUUACCCCUGGGAGACCGAUUAGUGAUGAAGUUUUUACCCCAGGAGGGAGAGAGCUCAGCGAUAAAGUUUUUACCAGCGGGUCAAGAAGUGAGUUUGACUGGAAUUAUAGCCGACAUUUCGGGCCGCUGCGACCUCUAGCGAACCGAACCGCCGAUCGGAUGUACUACACAAGAAGCGACUCUGACUUGCACUCAGACUCAGUCUGGGUAUAUCGCCAGCCUAGUGUGAUUAGAAUCCCCAUCCCCUGUGGCAGGAGCAGCAAAGCUUACAGCUUUCGACGACCAAUAACGAGCAUGUAUGUCCAAGUUAGCCCAACCGGAAUCGGAAGUACCUCAUGGGUGGAUGAUUCCUCCCGUAUUAGGCCAUUAAGUACUUUCACCAUGUCCACUCCCUCCUGGGAAAGGAUUAGAGCUCCAGUUGGUGCUCCAGUUCAUCCUCCUGCUCCAGUCAUCGCACCCUUCGUUGUCACACGACGCAGAGCCCGUUCUUUGCCUCCGUUCAGAUCUGCCAGCCGGGGUAUCUCACCCAACACCAGAAGACUCCAUGAAAUUUAAUUAUUGGCUUCUUGGCUGCAACAGGUUUCUUAAGGAAUAUCCCAGCUUGUCUUGAGAGGGAAAAAGCUCUAGAAAUGUAAAAAGAGCUAAGUAAAAUACAGCUUUACCUACCUUUGUAUUGUAGUUCAGUGUGUCUUUUAGUCUGGAAUUUUCAUAUUUUUAUGGAAAUGUGCAUUCGUAUCUUCACAUUUCUCUGUUUCUAAUUAUUCAUACACCAAAACAAUUUUUAAACUCCUAUUUAUUGCAGUUGUUAAUUUUUUAUGUAGUAUAUUUUAAAAUGUUAUAAACCAACACCUGUGUGGUAGUUUUCCUCAUUUCUAAAAAAAUCCACAAGCCCUUUUAGUCUCUGUCUCUCAAAGUUUUUUCAUACGUGUCUAUUUUAAACCAGGACUACAAUACUUUAAUAGGGUUGAGAGGGGUCCAUGAAAUGUACACCAGUGAUUCCUCUUGUGGAAUGUCACGGCCCUGCCAUGAGUCGCUUUUUUUUUUUUUUUUUUUUUCCCUGCUCUCAUCAGCUCAGCUGCAGACACACAUUUAGUUGCAAACUUGAGACAGAUGAGCAAAAUAAAAACCAUGUGAUGGGCCUUUGGAAGCACCCUUGCUGAUCUUUCUGCUUCUUCAGUUGAGCAAGACUCUCAUCCAGGCAGACAGAUUGCACUUACUAAUACAUAAUCAUUUGGCAGGAGCUCUGUUGAUUUCUAGUAAGAGCUGGAGGCCUUUAUCUCCUCAGGAUGUUUUGGCUUUCCCACACUUUAUUGGAUUUUGGCUGCAAAUACCAUUGCCCUUGCUUUCUUAUCUACAAGUACCUGGCUGGAUGAAAGCUGCCCAGUGGGCCAUAUUCCAAAGGCAGUUUGGCCUGGAGUUUGUGAAUGAAGGAGACCCUUAUCCAAUUCCAAACCACAUUAAAAAAAAUCACAAAAGUGAACUUUUCAUACUUAACAAACAACUGACAAUUCAGAAGUGAAUGUAGAGUUAUUCACACAGUGAAAAGGAAGGGAAUCUUCCAAUGGAGUUGUGUUAAUAGAGUUUUUGUUCUGACUCCCACUCAUAGCUGGCACUGGAGAAAGCCAUGUCCCUGGAAGUGUCAGUGUCUUCUGUCUGCCAUAAAUUGUUUAGCUGCAGCAAUCAGAGGCAUCAGGUUAGAGAGAGGCCUCCCAGUGUGAGGAAACCCACAUAUUGGGACUACAAGGAUCUGAAGUGUGUCCUUUGUGCUCCUCUGGAGUAUGUGUCCUCUGGAAAAAAUAAUCUGCUUAUGUACAGCCACUGAAAUGCGUAUAAAUUUAUUAGAAUAUUAAGUUUGUGUCUAUUAUAAUGAGUUUAUUAAUGACUUUGAGGAAGGAGUGUUAAAGGCAAGCUGAGGGGACAAGAGAGGUAUAAAAAUUUAGGGACUAGAAUGCAAGACUGUGCAUAGUUUAGGGUUUCCUUGCUUUAAAACAAUGCUGAACAUGAACUUUAAAAUGCUCUGUGCUUUGUAGAUUCAUCUCUGUUUUAAUAAAGCUCUGAAUUUCAGGUAUUUGUCUGGUUAGGAGCUACUGAUACCUCCAAAAACCAAGUCAGAAUCUCCAACAAUUUAUUCUCAUAUGUGGAUAUAGUUACUUAGCAAGAUUAUAUUUUGGAGUCUAAAUAUCUAUAUUAGGACAUUUCUGGAAUAGUAUUCAAAGAAGCAUCCAAAGCAGUGUAUCCUGCUCCCUUCUCUAAUGUAUACAGAUAUAUAAUUUAAUAACUUCCUUUUAAAAUCCUAUUUAGUUUACCUAAAUGAGUUAAUUUAACCUACAUAUAUUAAGUUAUGGCUCUAUUUCCAGGCGUAUUUUUCCCUAUGAAAUAAAUCAAUAGUUCUGCUGGAGUCCCAGUUUCUUAAAUCAUUGUAGUUUUUAUUCAAUUUAUUGCAUAAUAGGUAGAAAAAUUCCUUAGCUGGCAGCUUGCAAAAAAAAAAUCUGUCUGGUUUCCAGUGCUGGGAAACCUCAUUAUAAAACAACAAUAAGUACCACAGUGUAAUAAGCAAGUCUUCCAGAAUGACAGGCAAAUGCAGAAAGCUAAAGUGAUUGUAGUCAAGAAAUCUAUGAAGUUUAGCAACGGAUAAUCAUCUUUCCAUAACAGGGAUAUAUUUUCUCUGAAGCUUUCCUGAACAGAAGCCUUUAGCUCCUGCUGCUGGAGUGGCAUUAUCAAGUGCCACAAUCUUUUUCUGAAUGAUCCUCACAAGCCUGACAAAUUCUGCAAACUAUUUGCAAACUAGAGAAAUUAUGAUUUCUUCCUAUGAGUAAUAUAAAGAUGGUCAGCAAAAGAAAGCAGUUCUACUGAAAGCCUCUGUGCCAUUACCACCAGAAGUGCCGUGUAAAACCAAAGGAUGUUUAAUGUCAUGAGAGACUGGAAAGCUGGAGAAGAAAUUCUGCAGGAACACCAGACUCUGGGAUCCUGCUGGAAAUAUUAUUUACUACCUUGAAUUUUCUGGUGAGUUUGCUCAAAGCGUUUUCUAUUUUAGUCCCUAAGCUAAAUAAAUACGAAAUACCAAAUGCUGUCAGCUGGGUGAACGGUGGGUAAAUAGCUGCAAAGCAGUGGUGCCCCUUUCUGUGUCUGUGCCAGCAGUGCAGGCGCGGUUACACGUCAGCGCGAUUAUCGCGGUGAGAUCGCAGCACCACCCGCCCAGCUCCGCAGCAAUGGGAGCGCCAUCCAAGCCGGACAAGCUUGGGAAGAGCUGCACACCUGCAGGAGCAGUCAGUGCUAGCAGACACAGCCCCCUGUGGGCCAAAUAGAUAAACAUGUCAG
Oenanthe melanoleuca is the source of this 7419-nucleotide messenger RNA. RefSeq names its product myosin light chain kinase, smooth muscle-like. Gene Ontology annotation, biological process: protein phosphorylation; regulation of MAPK cascade; intracellular signal transduction. Bases 115 to 4656 code for a protein of 1513 amino acids. Gene Ontology annotation, cellular component: cytoplasm. The transcript is spliced from 33 exons. The record is from RefSeq and is a predicted model, not a curated record. NCBI's taxonomy places the organism in Eukaryota, Metazoa, Chordata, Aves, Passeriformes, Muscicapidae. Gene Ontology annotation, molecular function: protein serine/threonine kinase activity; ATP binding.